AUGAAAGUUAGUAAUGGUGCUUACUAUCUAAAAGAAGAAGCUGACUUAUGGUGGACGCAAAAGAAAGAGGAAUUGAUGAAAGACCUUAAUUUUGGCUGGGAGGAUUUUAAGGUAGCCUUGAGGAAAAAGUUUUAUCCUGACCAUUUGAGGAAACAAAAAUGUAUGGAGUUCACUAACUUAAGGAUGGGAACUAUGACUCUGAGUGAGUACUAUUCUAAGUUCAUAGAGUUGAUGAGGUUUGCACCGGAAGUAGUACCAAUAGAGGCUAUCAAAGCCCAAAGGUUCGAACAGGGGUUAACUUGGAAUCUGCAAGGAAGACUGGGUGGGGCAACCUUUGAGAGUCUAAAUGAGGUGUAUGGCCGAGCUGCCCAUUUGUACGGGAUCAAAGGAAGAGAGCUAGGGAGCAUGUCAGGGGAGAAAAGGAAGUCCAACGAUCAACCCCAAGGGAACGAUAAGAGGCCUAAGAACCAUGCGAGUUUUGGGAAUGGGAACCAUGGGGAUAAGAAGGACUUUAAAGGGAAUUUUCGGAGAAACUCGAACCAGGGUGAUGAGAAUAGAGAGAAAAAGGAUAGAACUAAGAGAAGUUACUUCUGUACAAGAUGUGGGAAGGAUCACCCGGGGAAGGAUUGUGCAGGUAAUAAAGUGACAUGUCGAUACUGCCAAAAAUUGGGACACCGAGAAUACAAGUGUUUCAAGAAGGAAGCAGAUUUGAAGAAUGGAAAGGUUCAGGAUGGACGGAAUCCCCCAAAACCCCCACAAUCUAGUGGACCUGCCCAGAACACUGAAAUCAGCAAUGGUGGAAAUACUUCUAAGGGCCGGAUUUUCGUAAUGAAUAGCCGUGAAGCUGAGACUUCCUAUAAUGUGGUAAUUGGCACUUUUCUUUUACGUUCUUUAUCUGUGAAAGUUUUAUUUGAUUCGGGUGCAUCGCACUCUUUUAUUUCUAAGGCAGUAAUAGAAAGUCUCCAGUUAGAAAGUCCAGAGUCAGUCUCCUUGGAUGUAGCUAUUCCAACAAGGGAAGUUAGGGAGUGUUCUAGACUUUUUAGGAAUAUACCCCUAACUAUUUCAGAAGUAGAGUUUCCAUCGGACCUAAUUGUAUUCGAUCUCAAAGAUCUUGAUGUGAUUGUGGGAAUGGAUUGCCUCCAAGAGAUAAGGGAUGAAGAAGAAAAGAGUGAUACAAAAUUACCUGUUGUGGAAGAAUUUCCCGAUGUAUUUCCCGAUGAAAUACCAGGCACGCCACCAGAAAGAGAUGUGGAAUUCACGAUUGACUUGGUCCCCGGAACUGGACCUAUUUCCAAGGCUCCAUACAGGAUGGCCCCAGAUAAAAUGAAAGAACUAAAGGCCCAAUUGGAGGAUUUGCUUGAAAAGGGAUACAUUAGACCCAGUUCCACACCCUAG
This is a messenger RNA of Chenopodium quinoa (quinoa), 1395 nucleotides long. RefSeq lists its product as uncharacterized. Bases 1 to 1395 code for a protein of 464 amino acids. Lineage: Eukaryota; Viridiplantae; Streptophyta; Magnoliopsida; Caryophyllales; Amaranthaceae. Gene Ontology annotation, molecular function: aspartic-type endopeptidase activity. The record is from RefSeq and is a predicted model, not a curated record. Gene Ontology annotation, biological process: proteolysis. The transcript has 2 exons.